UGAUGUCAUUAUUAAAUAACAAAAUAAAAGUGUGGAAGUGGAUGGACGAAGGUAGAGGCUGUGUAAGCCAUGGGCUUUAAUAGCACCCUGCAGCCCUGCUACCAAAGUCUAAUGGGUACAAUGGAAAACGUUCUACCAAAAGAAUGUUGAGUUUUGCAGAGAAAGUUUUGCAAAAGAAAGGUAUUCUAUCUGCAGAUCCUGCUGCCCUGCAUGCACCGUACCUCCGUAAAAGAGGAUCGCCACUUUGGGGAUGGAGAGGACUCUCACGUGCCUCCAGACCUGAUACUAUUUGUACAACAUGAAGGAGGAUGUCACUAUAUGGUGCCGCACCUGCAUCAGUUGUGCCGCAAAGGUUUGUCCUAAGGAAUCCCCUCAAGCUGCUAUGGGCACUUGAGAGUCGGUGCACCAAUGGAGAGGAUUGCAGUUGAUCUGAUGGAGCCUUUAUACAAGGCAGAGAGGCACAGCCGCUUCAUAUAGUAGUACAGGACUACUUCAACAAGUGGGUUGAAGCCUAUCCAGUUCUCAACCAGCAGGCAACAAAAGUGGCUGAAAAGAUUGCAUCUGAGUGGAUGUGUAGGUACGGAGCCCUACAGCUCCUGCACAGUGACCAGGUCAUCAAUUUUGAAUUGUCUGUGUCCAGGGGAAUGUAUGAACUGCUGGGAAUUGCAAAGACACGUACUACCCCAUUUCACCCUCAGUUUGAAUUGGAAAGUUUAGCGUUUUGAUGUCACCCUACAGAAAACCUUGGCUGCCUCUCCUCAGCGAUGCCACUGGGACUUGGAUGUGAUGAUUCCAUAUGCUGUCAUUCCAUAUGCUGUCAUGUGCAUCCAAACACAGCUCCUGACACCUAACAUUAUGCUUUUUGGGCAGGAAAUAACAGAGCCAGUUGAGCUGGUUGCUGGUUUGACACCCGACAGUGACAGUGUCAACAACCCUCCACACUAUUUCAUGCAGCUCAGAGAACGGCUAGAGCUCUCUCAUCAGCUGUUGAGUGUGCCAAGUGACAGUGCGGCAAGAACAUCUGCCAAGUCCAAAACCAAGACACCAAGAGAGACAAACACAAAGUAAGGAAGUUCUUCCCUUUACGAGGGUCUGUACUACUGGACAAUUGAAUCUACCGGAUUCAAAAGAGCCCAAGGGCAAAGGCUGAAGUAGUUUACCAUGACAAGCUCAAGGCCUACCAUUCCAGGAUCAUGCUCUGGAGGCUUCUACCUACUCUGUAAAAAAGAAAAAUAAUCGUAAUCUUGGAAGUUUUAAUUGGACUGUUUAGUGAAGGUUGAGUGUUAUAUUAUUUUUUACCUGGUAGUUAUAAAUAAUGAGUCAUCUGGACACUGAGGGGCUGUACACUAUUGUUUUAAUGACUUGUGCAUGCUAAGUUACUGUUUGAGAAAUCAGUAGAUGUGUGAGUGAACAAUACCAACAAGAAGGGUAGAAUUUUUACUUGUUGCUCUUAUUUGUUUGACAAAGGUAUUAACCCAUUUUUGCUCCUUUGGAUACAUGAUAAAUUUGAUAUUACCCUCUUUAUGUAUAUGUUAUGGAUAUUGGGUUACAUAAGAAUGAUAUGCAGUGUGCUUCUGUAGACAUUUUGUGGACAUUGCCACUGUACCUCAAGCCGCCAUCACCUGGAAGGGGGCCACUUUCGAAGACUAUGAAAAACGAGGGUUACUUUUGGGAAUGUUCCAGUAUGUAAUGUACUAAAAUGCUCAUUUGUCUGUUACAGUGCUGGAGUUAUGUCAUCAUCAUCCAGAGUGGGGGUAGUGUUACCACUGCUCUUAGGAGCAACUGCUGACUGUGUUUUACAUUUUUCUACAUGCUUCCAGCAAUUCCGUCGUAUCUAUCGUGGUGUAACGGCACUGCCUCUGCCCGCCAGUUGUUUCUCCACUCAAUGAUAUGAAUUCGAAUCCCGUAUGUAACUUUUUUUUUAAUUGUACAUUUUUUUAAACUGUGCUACAGACUUCUACGUAACACAAUCAUGUUUCCACAAAACAGGCUCCAAAGACGUUUAUGUGUUUUUUUACCAACUUUAUUAUUUCAAAGGAAGGGGAAUUUGCUCCCUUCCUGUUUCAACACAAACAACAAGCAAGCAAGCGACGUUUCAAACUCGAGUGGACUACUUUCCUCAAAAGACUCUCCAACGUCGAUUCCGAUAUGUUUUGACCACAGACUGUAAAUGAGAAGGUUUGACACUGUAUUGCAAAACUAAACAAUGCGGCAUUCACGAGGACAGCUACGUGUUCUCUACCCAUUCUCAACAGCUGCCGUAACUACGACAACAACAGACGCAUUCGGCUGAAGGUCGCCAGUUAACACGGUCCCUAGUUAAACCGUAACACCGGCUGUCCGUGAGAGGAGAAGCGAUGUGCGUCCCAGGAGUAUCAACGGGAUGAUCCACAGCAUAACAGCGGCAAGACGCCAACAGUCCGGGCCAGGUGCCAAGCUUCUCCAGAGGUAGGCCUGUUCCUGCCAACCAGCAGCCAUGGACCCCCUCCCAGAGUACUCUCUGUUCCUGUUACGGAUCCUGGAUGAGCUGGGCAACAAGCAUAACACCAUGUCAUAUCAGGAUCUAUGUAAGUCCUUGUGCGCUCGCUUCGACUUGGUGCAACUGGCCAAGCUCCGCAGCCUACUCUUCUACACAGCCUGUCUGGACCCCACCUUCCCAGCUACCCUCUUCAAGGACAAGAUGCGCUGCACCAUGGAGGACCCGCAAUCUAAGAAGCUCAUGGUGGCAGCAGACAUCGUCACCAUGUUUAACUUGAUCCAGAUGAACGGAAGCAUAGCCAAAGACAAGCUCCACAUAGUGCAUAGAGCCAUGUUCCACUCGAAUCAGUUGGUGGAGCUGUGCAGGUUUGACAAUGAUGACUAUAAGUUUCAGGACUGUGAGAGGGGGCUGGGUUAUGAGCACAUGGAUCACCCUAGGGAUGGACACCAUCAUCAUCAGCAGAACGCUGUGGCUCAGAGUGCCCCUUUUCCUAAAUCAUCUGAGUGCAACAACUUCCAGCAGUUUACUCCCACCUCAGACCCUAACUUCCUUCUGGGCAUCAGCAAGGACCUGAAAUGUAGAGCAGCCUCUCUCGACAAGCAGCACCACCUGCCCCAGUACUCUAGCUGCAGUCUGCAGUCUCCACCCUGCCAAAUGCAGAGCACCUACUUUCCCAUGGACAUUGACAACAAGUCUACCACUGACCAUAAGUCCCUUCAGCACAUUAGCCAUCCAGAGCCCUUCUCUGUUCACUCUUGCAUCCAGAAGAGGAACGUCUUUAAGGAAGACUUCCACAACUUUGUGGCCUUCUCCCCACAGAUCGACAAACAUGGCAGUAAGGCUGCUGAGGGCUACCACAGGAGAGGGCUGCACAAGCCUGCAACCUUCUUCAACCACAGCUUUGAACUGCCCUACAGUAACCCCUACUUUGAGUCUACACUCAACUCCCCUCUUCAGGACAGAAGGAGGGUGAAGCACGAGAGCCUGGACGAUUUACAGGCAUCCACAUACUUUGGUCCAACCACAGUCUCUAAGUGCGUCAGCAGCAGGAGGCACAGUAACAAAGUAGGGAAGCAGCCGUCAUGGCCAAUGAAGAGUCUCAACACGUACAACGGGCCUCCAAAGUUUGAGGGGUUAUUUCUGAACAGCAAACCACUCAAAGAAAACCACCAUCACAAUGUUACCAUGAUAAACACUGACAAUGAGCAGCAUUUUCAGAGCCCAGGGGAAAAGUUAGUAGCUUCUCCAUCUGGCUUUGCAAAGAACACUAAAGGAAUUAAAAACAAGGAUGUAGGAGGAAUGGCAGGUAGGCCUGGGGGUUUGGAGAAAAGAGAAGCAGCCAGAUGUUUUAGGGACAAAAAUAUAAACAGUUCAUCCUUUCAGGGAGGGGACUGCUCCUUUAGUGUUGGGACUCAAACAGAGCUGGCUGAGCAGAAGAAGGUGAAAGAAAACCCUGCUAAGUACAGUGACAGAGAAAGGCACCCAUUCAAACACUGCAAAGAGGACUCUGAGAUUGUUAGUGAUGACAUAAGUGACAUUUUUCGUUUUCUGGAUGAUAUGAGUGUUUGUGACUCUCUGGGCAUUGUCCAAUCGUCAUGCUACAACAGUAAUGGGUCCCUCUCUCAGGUAACACUUAAGUCUGAAGUCGACAUCUCCCCUGAACACAACACGAUCAGACUAGCCAAGUCCAAGCUGGACUGCCUCUUCCAUUCGCCGGAAAACACAGACGAUGAGCUCAAAUCGAGUGUGUGCAAGUUGAUUAUGAGGAUUGGUGAGAUCGAGAAGAAGCUGGAGUCUCUGUCGGGGGUUCGUUGUGAGAUCUCCCAGGUGCUUUCCAAACUAAACAAGCUGGAUGAAAAGAUCCAGGAACCUGAGGCCAACGGUAGACACAGGGAGACGGCGUCUGCAUCAGGGUCCAAUGCCACACCCAACAAGCCACACCCCCACCCUCACCUACAUACCAACCCCACCCUCUUACUUAGUGUUGUCAAGUGCCACACCACUGGUCACAAUGUCAAAAUAGACAAUGGCUCUUCAGGGGAGUGGUACUGUUCAGAUGGGAGUAACAGCGAUAGCCUGAGGGUAAAAGCUCUGAAGAAAAGCAUGUUCACCAGGAGGUCAUCCUGCUCACUCAAUGAGGAGAACAGUGCCACCGAGUCGAAGGUCCCCAGCAUCACCAAAUCUCCACGGGACUGGAGGACAGUCUCUUACUCCUGUCACCCUGGAGACGAAGGCAAGGACAAGGGCAGAGAAAGCAAAGGCAGACACCGGAGGGCCAAAGAGGUUGAGCAAGAGCAUCAAUAUGAGUUCCCCCAAGGCCACCAGCCCCCUCAACCUCAGAGGGAGUCCUACCUGAGCAAACAGGUUUUCUCAAUGCACCCCUUCACACCCCCCACUAAGGCCCAUGUGAAAGGCCGGCCCCUGUACACCGACCUGAGGCUCACCAGCCAGUCUCUAUCAACUGUCUCUAUCAAAGAAAUCAAAGAUCUCUAUCUGUGUGGACAGAUAUUGGAACAGUAAUAAUAUAAUGAAUUAGACCAGAGGUCAUGAAAAUCUUGAACAGCAUAUCAUCUUGGACAUUGCAUGGACAUGGCUUAAAAUGAUGGUAUUUGAUGGUUAGUGCACACUUGAUAUGUUUAUCAGGUCUGAAAAGCAGACUGCUUUUAUUUGACUAAAAGUCUGCAGAGUAGCACUUUACUCUCCAGGCAUUUACUCAGCUGUCGGAUGAUAUUACACAUUUUAAAAUAUACCCCCUUCUCUGUCAUAUAUAGAUGAGCUAUAAUACUGUCAACACAUGGCAAAUGACAACACCUGUAUCAGUAUGUUUGUUGAUUUCAGUUCACCUUUCAAUACAAUCUCCCUAUUGUAGCCCCCCGGGUUGUGUGCUCAGCCCCCUUCUGUUCACGCGUGCACCCACAAGAGCAACCCCCAACAUGCUUAAUGAGAAUAUACAGGCAAAGGGCAAGUUCUCUGCAAAUACAGACACCGCCACACACUGCA
This is a messenger RNA of Anarrhichthys ocellatus (wolf-eel), 5479 nucleotides long. It is a transcript of the gene minar1, whose product is annotated as membrane integral NOTCH2 associated receptor 1. The transcript has 4 exons. The record is from RefSeq and is a predicted model, not a curated record. Gene Ontology annotation, biological process: negative regulation of TOR signaling; negative regulation of cell population proliferation. Gene Ontology annotation, cellular component: plasma membrane. NCBI's taxonomy places the organism in Eukaryota, Metazoa, Chordata, Actinopteri, Perciformes, Anarhichadidae. Bases 2477 to 4999 code for a protein of 840 amino acids.